AUGACCGGAUAUACUUUUGACGAGUAUAUCGCAAAAUUAUUAGUGCUAGAAGCUCAAAAGAAAAACAAGUUACAUGAGAGUGGAGAAUCAAGCUCUCAGACCUCGAAUGUUCAGAAGCUACGGCCCAAUACAAACUUUUUGAACAAUAUGAUGCGCAAUGUUCGAUCUCACAACUCGAACGUGGAAAAUAAAAGUGAAGAUGCUAAAGAAAGAUCCAGAAGAGCAGAAAAAGGAAAGCAACGACGACGUGAGCUUUCACCUUCUCCCAGCGGUAGACUGAAUCGACGAAGCGACAUAUCACCUCCGCCCUCACGAAAGCGAUCCAAGAGUUGUGAGGAUGAAGAGAACCUUCCAUGUUCCCAAGAAAGGAGACAUUAUGCACAUGGGCAGCGUCAUUCUCGUCAUCGCAUUUCGCGUAGACCCGACUAG
Schizosaccharomyces osmophilus is the source of this 429-nucleotide messenger RNA. RefSeq names its product SOCG_04291-like, conserved protein. The coding region runs from base 1 to 429 and encodes 142 amino acids. The record is from RefSeq and is a predicted model, not a curated record. The transcript has a single exon. Lineage: Eukaryota; Fungi; Ascomycota; Schizosaccharomycetes; Schizosaccharomycetales; Schizosaccharomycetaceae.